Molecule: messenger RNA, 1578 nt
Organism: Limulus polyphemus (Atlantic horseshoe crab)
Lineage: Eukaryota; Metazoa; Arthropoda; Merostomata; Xiphosura; Limulidae
Product: SPARC-like
Exons: 8
Coding region: 152-988 (278 amino acids)
Biological process (GO): anatomical structure development
Molecular function (GO): calcium ion binding; protein binding; collagen binding
Source: RefSeq, a predicted model, not a curated record
CUGUCUGUCCUUAGGCGAGUUAUGCUGUAACCCACUUUACGAGUUAGGCUCUUGAGACAAGUUUAUAAGCAGGCUCAUACUGUGAAACUGAAAUAGAACGCCUACAUUACACUUUACUCCUGUGUUAGAAUACGCGUCUAAGGACACAACAAUGAGAGUUUUUAUUGUGCUCAUUUUCUGUGUGUAUUAUUCCAUUGGGGUAAAUGCCAAAACGGGUCAUCUUGUUGAAGGAGAACGAGAUGAACUAGACCUUAUUGCUGAAGAUGACGUUCUUCUGAACAAUAAUCCUCAUUUAAAUAGUGUGGAUGGUCUUGGAGACUCCCAUGAAGAUGUUUGUGCCCACCAUCAUUGUGGAGCUGGGAAAGAAUGUGUUGUGAAUGAGCUUAAUAAACCAACCUGUGCAUGCGUGAAAAAAUGCUUACCAGAAAAAGACGAGAGAAGAAAGGUAUGCUCCAACCAUAAUGAAACUUGGGAUAGUUAUUGUGAAGUGUAUCGUAUGCGAUGUCUUUGUAAAGAAGACAGUGAAGAAUGCAGCCGGAGGAAGUAUAGGCAUGUCCACGUAGAAUAUUACGGAGCAUGUCGAGAACUCCAAGAAUGUUCAGAGGAAGAGUUGGCAGAUUUCCCACGAAGGAUGCGAGAAUGGUUGUUCAAUGUAAUGCAAGAUUUGGUUCAGCACCAUGAACUAAAAGGUUAUUAUGCAAAGUUGGAAAAGGAAGCCGAAAAAAGUAUUAGUCGCAAGUGGGUUAAUGCUGUGAUUUGGAAAUUCUGUGACUUGGACACUCAUCCUGAGGACAGAGCCGUGUCUCGUCACGAACUCUUUCCACUUCGUGCCCCACUGGUGGUAAUGGAACAUUGUAUUAGCACCUUCCUCAACCAGUGUGAUGCUAAUAAUGACAAAAUGAUUACUUUGACUGAGUGGGGUGUAUGCUUGGGUCUAGAAGAAAAUGAAAUACUAGAUAAAUGUGCAGCUGUCAGAAGAAAGCAUUAGAACAGAUGGAUCUUGCCUCCAGCUUGAUGAAUGGCUAUUUAUAUGCAGAUUUAACUUGAGUAAUUUUGCAGACUUUACAAUGGACAGCCAUCAUCUUUACUUAGUCUGUAUGCCAUUGUGUCUUUUAAGUCAUUUAAACCUAAAGCUUCUAGUGAAUUUACUGACACUAAUUUACUUAAUUUUAAUGAGUAAAUGACAAUGCACUUAUGUAUAACCACUUUAACCUCUUUAUUUUGAUUUAAUUUGAACUUGCAUGAUCCCAAUACAUCCCCGUCAUAUUUCAUAUGAGUUGAAGGACAACAAAGUUACAAAACUGCCACAUAAAAAAAAUAUAUAUAUAUGGAAAGGUAAUUACAUUAUGUUAGUAUAAACUUCAGUCUUUUUACAUAUAUAUUAUACAAAUAUAUUUCAUUAAUUUUUUAUUCUUGAAAACUUUAUUUUUAAUAACAAAGUAAUGCUUUUACAAUAUUAUAAGUUCAAGAUUUUUAAAAGCAGUACUGUAUUGCAAAUUUUAUACUGAAAUAAAGCUUCUUUUUAGCCAAAUUUUAAAGUUCUACUUUCUUUACCACGCAUAAAUGUUAAAUUAAAAA